UGCAGGCAAGGACAUAAUAGCUGGCAGAGUCAUAACAGAUAUGACUUGUUGGCAAUCCUAUCUCUCUUCUUACAUUUGUUGGUCAGGACAUUGAAGAUAAAGACUGAUCCGGACUAGGCACAAUGUAACGAUUCUUGGAGGUAUAUAUACUGUAGAGUCACAGUGAUGCAUUACCUGUUAUCAUUCUCAGACCAUCGUUUGCCUUUCUCACAGAGGAUUGCGAGAUGAAGCUGCUGGUUGUCUUUGCUCUUCUCUUGGUGGCAGUUAGCUGCUUUCCAAAUAAACCAAAGCAUCAUGAAGAGCCAAAAGGAAAGCCAAAGCACAGAGAUGACCACUUUGCAGACUGUAAAAAGAAUCCCAAACCAACUUCUGCAUCAGAAACUGCUGUUGUGCCAAAACCUGCUGAUGUACCACAACCUGCUGCUGCCGUACCAGAACCUGCUGCUGCCGUACCAGAACCUGCUGCUGCCGUACCAGAACCUGCUGCUGCCGUACCAGAACCUGCUGUUGACGUACCAGAACCUGCUGUUGACGUACCAGAACCUGCUGUUGACGUACCAGAACCUGCUGUUGACGCGACAGGCACUGCUGACGCGACAGCCACUGCUGAUGCUCCAGAAUCUGCUGACGCGCCAAAACCUGACGUGCAAGUGCAGUAAAUGACUACCUGCACCCAUAGCUAGUCAUGGGCACGUCCUUUUCAUGUUAAAGAGACAAGUUCCUUUGCAUAUUGUGUCAUUAAAUGAGCACCAUGCUAAUA
Pseudophryne corroboree (corroboree frog) is the source of this 760-nucleotide messenger RNA. RefSeq lists its product as uncharacterized. Bases 225 to 659 code for a protein of 144 amino acids. The transcript has 6 exons. NCBI's taxonomy places the organism in Eukaryota, Metazoa, Chordata, Amphibia, Anura, Myobatrachidae. The record is from RefSeq and is a predicted model, not a curated record.